Molecule: messenger RNA, 975 nt
Organism: Phalacrocorax carbo (great cormorant)
Lineage: Eukaryota; Metazoa; Chordata; Aves; Suliformes; Phalacrocoracidae
Source: RefSeq, a predicted model, not a curated record
GGCGGGAGGAAGUGACGCACCGGAAGGUGGGAGCGGCUGUGCGGAAGCGGCGGCGCCGCCAUGGAGCUGAGUGAGAUGCUUUACAACAAGUCCGAGUACAUCGAGACGGCGUCCGGCAAUAAGGUGAGCCGGCAGUCCGUGCUGUGCGGCAGCCAGAACAUCGUUCUCAACGGCAAGACAAUAGUUAUGAACGACUGCAUUAUCCGCGGUGACCUGGCAAACGUACGGGUCGGGCGGCAUUGCGUGGUGAAAAGCCGCAGUGUCAUUAGACCUCCCUUCAAGAAGUUUAGUAAAGGGGUGGCUUUUUUCCCUCUCCACAUUGGUGAUCACGUCUUCAUAGAAGAGGACUGUGUUGUCAACGCGGCCCAGAUUGGCUCCUACGUCCAUAUCGGCAAGAACUGCGUCAUUGGUCGUAGAUGCGUUUUGAAAGACUGCUGCAAAAUCUUAGACAACACAGUGCUACCUCCAGAAACAGUAGUCCCACCUUUCACAGUCUUCUCGGGCUGCCCAGGACUCUUCUCUGGGGAACUCCCGGAAUGUACCCAGGAACUCAUGAUUGACGUUACGAAGAGCUAUUACCAGAAGUUCUUGCCACUCACUCAGGUGGCCUCUGCCAGGGUCUAAAACCAAGUCGCCACUGAAGAUCCCAAACGCUCAGCACUGUUAACAUUCCUUAGAUUUGGCCACUUUAUCCUCCUGUCCUCUGAAACAUCCUGACCUGGGCUCACCUCCGUGCCUCUGCCAGCUCUGGGAAGACGGAGCGCCGGCGGGUUGCAGUGUGCUGCUGCAGCCCGGGGAACCACAGCUUUCUGACGGCAACAUUCGGUCUAGCGCAGUGCAAUAAACGGUGACUUCCGAGGGAGGGCUUUGCUGCACAGCCAGAGGAGCUGUAGGCGCGUGGGGAAGCAUGCCCUGCGGGGAGGGAGGCACCUUCUUUCAGGAAUCCCUGUACAAACAGUGAUCGCUUCAAACGCC